This is a messenger RNA of Pundamilia nyererei, 4443 nucleotides long. RefSeq names its product angiopoietin 4 (gene angpt4). The record is from RefSeq and is a predicted model, not a curated record. NCBI's taxonomy places the organism in Eukaryota, Metazoa, Chordata, Actinopteri, Cichliformes, Cichlidae. Bases 594 to 2156 code for a protein of 520 amino acids. The transcript has 10 exons.
UAAGAAGGGGGCAGAGGCAAUUCCCUUCAGCCACUUCUAAAACUGGAGCCACCAGAGAAGAGUGGGAGUACAAAGAUAUUUAGCUCUUCAGCUUCACAGACUGUUUGGACACAACUGCUCAUCAUCUUCACAUUACUUCUGCUUUUAAAUUUGUAGCUUUGGGUUCUUCCAUAUUUUUUGCAGAGUGGAUCUGGAUCUGCACCUGAUACCUUAAGGAAAAAACAUGCAACAGCUGAUCAGUUGAGCUAAUAUAUGAGCCCUAAAAAGUCUUUAUUACCUGGAAGAACCCGGCCUCAGAAAACACGAUUACGACCAAACAACGAAGACAGAGGAGGGAGGAAUCCUUGGACAUCGUCACCACAAAUGAAGGAGACCAUUCAGUGUGAGGCCAGAGAUGCUUUCGGCUUUCUUUUCCAAAAACUGUGAUUGAAACAGAAGAGAUCAAACUAACGACAGACUGUGCUGACACUCUUGUUCUUAUCCUGCACACAGACGUUUUCCUAAACUUAAUCGGGGUCAGAGUGUGAAUGAGCUUCCUUUGACCCUCUUCUGCACUGAGAAAUAAACACUUUCAUAUAAUUAAAGAGAGUGUCAUGAAAGGCUUAAGUCUCAGCCGGGGGUUGCUGGUCCUUCUGCUCCUUUGGACUUUGUCAGCUGUCAUUGAUGCAGGCAGCGCAGAACGAGGAGUAUCUGGAAGAAGGAGAGGAGGAAGUGGUGGCGGCGCCGGCGAGAAAAGGAGGAAGUUGCACCGCAUCCAGCACGGCCAGUGCAGCUACACCUUCAUCCUGCCAGAGCUGGACGGAUGCCCCGGUGGAGGGUCGCCAUCACAGACGCAACACUAUGGUGGCUUUCAGGGCGGGCCGGGUGUCGUUCAGAGAGACUCGCCGCCUGCUGACAGCGAAUGGUCGGCUCAGAAACUGCAACACCUGGAGAGCACGAUGGAGAACAACACACAGUGGCUGCAGAAGUUGGAGAACUUCCUUCAGAAGAACAACAGGCGUGACGUUGCCAACAUGCAGUCGCAUGUCGUUCACAACCAAACGGCCACGAUGCUGGAAAUCGGCACGAACCUGCUCACGCACACAGCAGAGCAGACACGCAAGCUCCAUGUGGUCGAAGCAAAGGUCCUAAACCACACAUCUCAGAUAGAGAUAAAGCUUCUGGAGAAUUCUCUGUCCACCAACAAGCUGGAAAAGGAACUGUUACUGCAAACUUCAGAGAUCAGCCGGCUGCGAGAUAAGAACAGUCAUUUGGAGAGCAAAGUUCAGAUGUUGGAGUCUAAGCAGCGAGGAGAGCUGGAGGACAUGAGGCAGGAGAAGAAUAGACUUCAAUCCGUCAUCAGGACUCAGAUGGCGGCCAUCGAGUCUUUAGAGAGGCGGCUGAGAGUCGCCAGCACCAACAACACCGCCCUGCAGAGACAACAGACGCAGCUGAUGGAGUCUGUCCACACGCUCCUUAACAUGGUGGCUAGUACUACAGCAGCGCCUCCCAGGAGCCAGAUGUGGAGGGACUGUGCAGAUGCUUACAAGGCCGGUCACUAUGUGAGCGGCCUGUAUCACAUCUACAUCGGCAACAGGACUGAACCUGUGCAGGUUUACUGUGACAUGGAGACGAGUGGUGGAGGCUGGACAGUCUUCCAGAGACGGUUUAAUGGCAGCGUGGACUUCCAGAGGAGCUGGAGGGAGUACAAAAUGGGUUUUGGGGACGUGUUGGGCGAGCACUGGAUGGGUAAUGAAGUUUUGCACCUGCUGACCAAUCAAGGUGUCUACUCUAUGAGGGUGGAGAUGAUGGACUGGGAGGGAAACUCCGCCCACUCCCACUAUGACCGAUUUACACUGACCAGUGAGCGACAGCAGUACAGGUUGUAUCUGAGAGGUUACAGUGGCACAGCAGGGAAGCAGAGCAGCCUGACCACCCACGGGUCCGGCUUCAGCACCCGAGACAAAGACAACGACAACUGUGAACACUGCAAAUGUGCCAUGAUGCUCACUGGAGGUUGGUGGUUUGAUGCCUGCGGUUUCUCCAACCUAAAUGGUGUGUACUACUCCAUCGGCCAUAACAUCAGGAAGCUUAACGGCAUCAAGUGGCACCACUUCAAAGGUCCCAGCUACUCCCUGCGCGCCACCUCCAUGAUGGUACGACCCUACGACUUUUAAAGGCACCUUUCACCCUCCACAAUGGUUUGAUCCAACGGAGCUUAAAUACCACAGCGGUAUCGACCUUCAACUCCUCCGAAAUACCAUCCUAAUGAUAGCAAAGCUUCAAAACAAUGGCUCCUACCUUCACCGCCAUCAUGGUACAACCCUAAAACACCUCUUGGAUAUGAUAUGGUACAGCCCUGAACUGAGGAAAUAGUGACUUUAAAACAAUAAUGGUUAAAGUCAUGUGACUCGUGAGGACCUUGUUUGUUACAUGUCUCCUGGACUUGUUUUCAUAACCAAGGAUCAUAUUGAGGAAAAUAAGGGAUGGAUCAUGUAAGAAAAUAUCUCGUCUGCUUGAAAUGUGAUUGUCCUUUAAAUAUGAUGAUAACGACACACAUUUUCAGCCAGUCUGUGCUGGAAGCUAUUAAAAUGGUUGUGCUGGUUUGUACACAUGAGAAGUGCCAAAAGUGUUCACCCACACAGCCAGCCAGUCGCUGUGAGACGUGGGUUGGAUUGUUGCUUUUGGGUUGGAAAAGGUACACUCUGUGGUACUCAGUCACUCCACCCCGGCUGGUACAGAAAGGGUGACUGAGGGGUUUCCAGAGCUGGAGCAUACUGGCAGCUUCACGGUACUUUCCUAUAUGACAUUUGAGAAUGUGUUUAAUGGUAAAAGGCAUGAAUGUGGACCCUCAUAGCUCACCUGGUAGAACAGGCAUCGUUUUUACUGAAGGAUGAGUUUGCUACUGUAGCCUGGGCUGCCCCCAUUAAACUGUCACUGUCUAAUAAAGACUGUAAAUAGGAAUAAAUAAUAUUAUCCACAAAUCUGAAUUGAAAUCUGUGGCUAGCAUGAAGGUAUUCACCUACUUUUUUAGGAGGGAAUACGAGAUUUUCUUUGUUGUUAUCAGUGUGUUUAUAGUGCCACUAUCUAUGACCGGCACCGAAACACAGACAAGAUUUAGAUAGCUGAUGUCCGUGUCUAUGGGCGGUGCUACGGCCUCUGGCUGCCAUAUCACCUUCCCAUGGACCCAACGUCUGCUUCUCAGAUCUGUCGAGAUGAGGACAGUCUGCACCAGCACAACAAUGGAAAAGAGGUUUGAGUGAUUGGCUGGCUUUUGGUCUUUGGUGAGCAAUUGCAUUACAUGUGCCAUGUGGAAGCACUGCAACAUGUUAAUCAACAAACCAGAUAUUUCAGACAGUGAUUGUUUGUUAACAGAUAUCAAAAGACUGGAGAGACUGCAGAUUUCUGAAAAUGUACUUUCCAGAUGGUACACAGGGCAGCAAAUUAUACAAACCCAUCAUUUUUGUAGUGUGAUUGUGAAACCUCAGCGCUAGUGUUUUGGUCCCUGCCAUAUUGGGCUCUUGCAGCCAGAAGUGGCCAUACUUGGAUAAAAGGGUGGCGUUCUGAGUUACCAAUUCCUGGAAAUCUUGGUGAGGAGCUUCAUCUCUCAAACAGAUCCCUGCAAAUUGCUAACACACUAUUCAAAUACUAGAAUUUCACUCAUCAAAACUGGAGCGCAAACUUUUUGGACAGCCUGCACCACACAGCACGCCAGGCUAUUAGUCAGAUAAUUGUCAGAUCAAAACUGCUCCAACAGGGAGCAGGAUGGCAAACAUGAUGCAGCGACUCUGAGCAGCAGCUCUAUGACAGCUCGCAGCCACAGCAGCCUGCAAGCCUCCAAAUACUGAAAAGGUGAGUUAGCAAAAAAUCUUUACAACCUUGUUUUUGUUGUAAGGACUGAAUGACCUCUAUGAGUUUGUCCUGUGAUUUCUGUUGCUGCGAGUCUUUCUACAGAAAACGUCUAUGUUGAAGAAAACGUUAAUAUAAGGCGAGAAAACAGUGAGGAUAUUGGAGUUUAUUACACGGACAGCUUAAUACUGAGAGAUUUGUGACUGAGCAAAGAGUGGAGUUGGCUUUCACAACCCACUUUUACUUGGACUGUUUUUAAAGGAAGCCAGCGUUUCCACAUGUUUAUCAACAAUUUUAUAAACGUGGACGCUAAAGCUGGUGUGACUGCCAGAACAUGAAUCAGAUCAAACUGAUGAAACCUGAGAGUCACGUUGAGGAUUGAUCUGAUUAGCUGGAACAACAUCAGGAGCCACAGCGGAUGAUGUCCAGCAGGAGAAGGUGAUUUUCUUCCCGCUCGCCUCCUUUGGGCGGUGGUGGACGGUCCAUCCUGGGUCCUCGUGUGAGCCUGGACGUAAUUGUGGGACGUCUUAGAUGCCGAAUCAGCACAUCUCAGAUUCUACUUACCGUGCACAGUGUUGAUUGAAGCUUGUGCAUCAUAAAUGGAGAAUCAUGCAG